Messenger RNA from Dipodomys ordii (Ord's kangaroo rat), 1870 nucleotides. RefSeq names its product histidine-rich glycoprotein (gene Hrg). Gene Ontology annotation, molecular function: cysteine-type endopeptidase inhibitor activity; heparin binding; zinc ion binding. Gene Ontology annotation, biological process: heme transport; regulation of platelet activation; negative regulation of endopeptidase activity. Bases 1 to 1653 code for a protein of 550 amino acids. Lineage: Eukaryota; Metazoa; Chordata; Mammalia; Rodentia; Heteromyidae. The record is from RefSeq and is a predicted model, not a curated record. The transcript has 7 exons. Gene Ontology annotation, cellular component: extracellular region; endolysosome; blood microparticle.
AUGAAGGUGCUCACCAUAGCAUUGCUUCUCACCAUACUACAGUGUUCAUGUGCUGUGAAUCCCAUCAACUGCAAUGACACUGAGCCUGUGGCAGAGAAAGUGCUAGACUUGAUCAAUAAAGAUCGCUGGAAAGGCUAUCUUUUCCAAUUGCUGCGGGUUGCUGAUGCCUACUUGGAUAGAGAGGGAUCUGCAACUGUCUAUUACUUGGUCUUAGAUGUGAAAGAAUCUGACUGUUGGGUCCUAUUCAGGACACACUGGGAUGACUGUGUCCCACCUUCAAGAAGUCCAUCUGAUAUUGUGAUUGGACGAUGUAAGGUAAAAGCUACAAAACACUCAAAUGAAUCUCAGGAACUACAAGUGAAUGACUAUAACUGCACUGUAAGUUCAGUCGCUUCAGCACUGAGCAAUAACAAAGACAGUCCUGUACUCAUCGAUUUCUUUGAAGAUACUGAAGUCUACAGAAAACAAGCUGACAAAGCCCUUGAUGAGUACCAAAAGCAGAACCAUGACUUUUCCUCUUUCAGAGUGGACCAAGUAGAAAGAGUCGCAAGAGUGAGAGGAGGAGAAAGAACCAAUUAUUAUGUGGACUUCUCUGUGAGGACCUGCUCCACACACCAUUUCCCCAGACAACCUAAUGUCUUUGGUUUCUGCAGAACAGUUUUUUCCUAUAAUGUAGAAGCCUCUGACUUGGAAACCCCAGAACACCUUGAUGUGAACUGUGAAGUCUUCAGCUUUGAGGAGCAUGCAAAUGUCAGUGAUGUGGGACCCCAUCCAGGCCACCCUCACCACUUUGGUGGGCAUAACCAUCCUCAUGCUGGCAAACAUUCAUUUAAGUCCAGUGGAUCCAGAGAACAUCAUCAUCCCCCAAGGCCACAUAAACAUGGAUACCUGACUCCCCCAGAAGAAUACCAUAACUCAAAUGGAUCAGCACUUCAAGAAGGAAAUCCUCCACCAUGGCCACCUAGAGGGUCAAAAUGUCAUCACUUUCCUUUUGACACCAAUGACACCCAUAUACCCCCUCAUAAUCAGAGUUCCAGUAAACUCCAUGAACAAAAUUCUCAUGAACACCACCCCCACGGACACGGUCCCCACAGACAUGGUCCCCAUGGACAUGGUCCCCAUGGACACGGUCCCCAUGGACAUGGUCCCCACGGACACGGUCCCCAUGGACAUGGUCCCCACGGACAUGGUCCCCACAGGCACGGUCCCCAUGGACAUGGUCCCCAUGGACAUGGUCCCCACGGACAUGGUCCCCACAGGCACGGUCCCCAUGGAUGCCAUCCUCAUGGACACCAUCCUCAUGGCUCUGAUGAUUUCCAUGACCAUGAGCCCUGUGAUCCACCACCCCAUAGGCAAGGUUUCCAUGGUCACCGUUCCCAUGGCCAUGGCCCACUACACGGUCACUCAGGAGAAAGAAGUGAGGGUAAAGGAAACCUUCCUUUUCAUCGGCCACAAAUUGGAAAUGUCUACCGACUCCCUCCACUGAACAUCAAUGAAGUUCUUCCUUCUCCUGAAGCCAAUUUCCCCAAUUUCUCACCCUCAAACUGCACAUGUCACUCACAGCCCAAGAUCCAACCUUUCCCUCAGUUAGCCUCUGAAUCGUGUCCAGGGAACUUCAAGAGCGAGUUUUCACACAUUGCUAAGUUUUUUUGAAUACGCAUCCUCAAAAUAAAAUCUCAUUCCCUGAUGAGAAAAAAAUGAAAAAUGUUCUGAAUUACAGCCAUAGAUAAAAAUGAGCCAUAAUUAUGUGAAAAGCAAUGUACUCAUUAUCUGACGUAUGUACCUGUGACCCCUCUGUAUAUCGCCUGUAUAAUAACAAUAUUUUAAAUCAAGAAAAAAAGUGAGCUGUAAUAAAUGAAAAUUGCAGUUA